This is a messenger RNA of Ipomoea nil (Japanese morning glory), 821 nucleotides long. RefSeq lists its product as uncharacterized. The record is from RefSeq and is a predicted model, not a curated record. Bases 139 to 597 code for a protein of 152 amino acids. The transcript has 3 exons. NCBI's taxonomy places the organism in Eukaryota, Viridiplantae, Streptophyta, Magnoliopsida, Solanales, Convolvulaceae.
AUAUUCAACUUUCUGCCAGGCUGCCACUUAAUUCCUUAUUCAAAUAAUCCGUUUUCAGCAAUCAUCCCAUCGUGCUCCGUCCCUGGAUUUAUUUGUUGUUAUGUGAUUGAUCGAGUUUGGAGCUUUUCAUUUUCUACAAUGAAGAGGUUAAUUGAUUUUGGGAGAAAAGCUUUGUUCUACGUUAGGGUUCUGUCGGGCUAUGAAGAGCGAAGAAUCCGGUCUUAUCGCCUACAGAUUCAGCAGCGUCUUCAGCAGGCAGAAGAGCGGAAGGCAGCAAUAAAGAAAGUGCCAGAACAGAUAAUUUUAACGGAGGUUCGUAACAUGGUGGAAGAGAUGCAAGCUCUGAAUAAGAAGCUAGAAGACACUGAGAGUGCAAUCAAUGAAUAUUUCAAGCCAAUUGAAAAGGAAGCAGAAGUUGUAAUGCAGAUGCAGCUUGAAAGAGAGGCAACGACAAUGACAGAUGUGAUGACAGAAAUGCACAGACAGGCUUUGCUCGAACAAGUUGAGGCAGAGAAAAAAAUGGCCAUGCAAAAGCUGGAGAAGAACAAGCAGUUGCAAGAGAGCGCACCCGGGACCACUUCUCAACCAGAAAGAUGACAACUUUGUUGUCGUUAAUGUUUUUAAGUCAUUCUGAAGCAGACAGUAAAAGUGAGCAUUCAAGCAGCUCUUCUAUAAACCAUUAUGUAGUUACAUUUGGUAUGAUUUUUCAUUUUUGUAAGAAAAAUAGAAAACUUCAUGUCCCUUCAAUAAGCAUUUUUGGUUGUUCUAAACCUUUCAUCUUCUAUGAAACACUGUUAAACAUUCCCUUCCACAUUCCAGUA